This is a messenger RNA of Penicillium atrosanguineum, 1746 nucleotides long. RefSeq lists its product as uncharacterized. The transcript is spliced from 5 exons. Gene Ontology annotation, molecular function: zinc ion binding; DNA-binding transcription factor activity, RNA polymerase II-specific. The coding region runs from base 1 to 1746 and encodes 581 amino acids. Lineage: Eukaryota; Fungi; Ascomycota; Eurotiomycetes; Eurotiales; Aspergillaceae. Gene Ontology annotation, biological process: regulation of DNA-templated transcription. The record is from RefSeq and is a predicted model, not a curated record.
AUGGAGUUUCCUCGAAAGCGUGCCCAAGUGGCAUGCAAUUUCUGCAGGCACCGAAAGAGGAAGUGUGAUGGACAGAGGCCCGCGUGCGCGUUCUGCGCUGGCGCGGGUGCUCAAUGUGAAUAUCAGGAGAACCCGAAUGAGAAAUCGGAUACAGACCUAUCGGCUGAUAUAGUGCUGCGUUUGGACCGUUUGGAAUCUCUAGUAAAACAACAAACGGAUGUCAUCUCGGCUUUAUCCGAUCGUCUUUUGGCAAUCACAGCCAAGGAUAACAACCAACUGGCUCCGAACAGGUCCACGAAACUGCAUGGGGAUGGUGUUUCCCAUACUCCACCGAUGCACAGUUCUUUCGUGGGUGGUACUUCAGUGUCAAUUGACUCUCGAGUGAGAUAUGAGCACAGCGAUGAUCCACUUCUCAUUCCUUUGGGGCAUCAAACGCCGACAGGGAACCUGCUAGGCCUUGAAAGAAUAAGAAACCUUAUCGGUGACUACUCACAAGAUUUCUUUCUAUCCCUAGAGUCGGAGCGCAGCCUGCGGCCGUUAGCGCCGCAGGUGCCCUACUCAGCAAUCCUUGAAAAGCUUAACGCGAAUCGUGAAACCACAGACUUUCUGAUCUUCAGUUUUUGCAACUAUGUUUACCCGCACUUUCCAAUCCUUGAACGCGAGUCAUUACACGAGAUGUUUGAGACCUUCCUUCAAUCAAGCGAAGGUCGUACUAGCUCGGAUGCGCUAUGUCUCAUCUUUUUAGCGCUGGGGGAGAUAUGCUCGACUGCCGUCAAUGUCUAUGAUACAGAAUCACAAACAGAAAGUAAUGGCACAGAAUACUUCACACAUGCAUAUCAAAUCCUAGCUACCGAAGGAUUGACAUUGUUCUCGCGAGACGUCAAGGUCCCACUGACAUACUUCUUUGGCUCGAUAUACUUUCGUUACCGAGGCAGAGCGCUGGAGGCUUGGGAAAUGAUUCAUGCUGCAUCCUCUGGAGUCCAGUUGAUGUUCUCUUAUGAUGAUCUAGCUGAAUUCCACUUCCCCCGGAGUGGUAUCGAGAUUCUUGUGGACGGACUCCCAUUUCCCGAAUUUACUAAUCCAACCGACCGGGAUGGCCUUGUAUUCCUCGCCAUGUGCUCCAUUCGUAAACUUCUGAACCGCAUUCACAAUACACUGUACGCAGGUAAAUCAGAAACAGACUCGACAAAUCCACAACACCAUCCCAUGUCGGUUGCUUCUCUGGAGGCCCUUAACGUCGAGCUAAAUCGACAGCUGAAGACAUGGUUCGACUCACUUCCUGAGUCCAUCAAGCCCGAUUUGCAAGAUCCAACACCGCGCGACGUGCAAGAUGGAUUACUUCGCUCGCGAUACUACGCCGCAAAACACAUUCUCUGUCGGCCGAGUCUCGUAUUCGCUGCACAGUCCAGAGACAUCCAAUUGACAGGCUAUCUGCUUGAAAAUUGCAAAAUAUGCGUGGAUAGUUGUCGAAAUUUUAUUCUUACAAACGUUCCUUUUAUUAAGAAACGAACGCAUUCCACUUGGCUCAGACUCCAAGCUUUACUUGCAGCAGUCUUUGUCCUUUCGAUUGCAAAGGCCACGCCAUCACUUGCUUUCCUCGUUCCGGAUUUCGACGAGGUCAUCGAUGAAGCGAUUCAAUGCACCGAGCCAUGGGCUCAACACCAUGAAACUGCAGAUGCAAUACUGAAUAUUUUCAAAAGCAUUCGACGGAAAUUACGAUUCCACGUUAAGUUUAUCUGUGCAUAA